Molecule: messenger RNA, 792 nt
Organism: Oppia nitens
Lineage: Eukaryota; Metazoa; Arthropoda; Arachnida; Sarcoptiformes; Oppiidae
Exons: 3
Coding region: 1-792 (263 amino acids)
Molecular function (GO): oxidoreductase activity
Source: RefSeq, a predicted model, not a curated record
AUGUCUUCAAAUGUCAGAAAUUUUAACGGUAAAGUUGUAUUGAUCACCGGUUCCAGUGAUGGUAUAGGAGCGGUAACUGCUGUUGAAUUUUUCCGUAGCGGUGCUUAUGUAGUCAUCACCGGUAGAAAUCUCGAUAAGUUGUCUGAAGUGGAAAAAGUAUGCGAAAAAGUAUCACCUAAUGGAUUAAAACCACUGGUAGUGGUGGCAGAUGUUAGUCAAGUAGAAGACUGUGAACGACUUGUUGACAAAACUAUUGGUAAAUAUGGAAAGUUAGAUAUUUUGGUCAACAACGCCGGUAUCGGAACUCGAGGACCGAUCGAUGAUCCGGACAUUCUAGAAAAGUACGAAAAAAUAAUGGACACAAAUGUACGGUCAGUCGUCUAUUUAUGUCACUUAUGUGUUAAACAUUUGGAAAAUACUAAAGGAAAUAUUGUUAACAUAUCAAGUGUUACUGGACUUCGACCGUUUAGAGAAUCAUUUUUGUAUUGUAUGUCCAAAUCAGCCAUCGAUUUAUUUACAAAAUGUCUUGCAGUCGAUUUGGGACCCAAAGGCAUACGAGUCAAUGUAGUCAAUCCCGGUCCCGUUCGUACAAACUUUAUGGUCGCCCGGGGAAUAUCGCGUGAAAAGGCCGAUGAAAUCUAUCAACAAAUUGGACCCAAUUAUCCAUUGGGAAGAGUAGGCGAACCCAUUGAUAUCGCAAAUGCUAUACUAUUCCUGGCAUCGAAUGAAUCGUCAUUUGUUACGGGAAUUAACUUUGUCUCCGAUGGCGGCGCUAUAUUUUCUGCCCAUUAA